AGGAGGGAGACCGUGGCGCCGCGCGGUUGCUGGGGUCCCUUCUCAGAAGUUCCGAAUCCGUUCCCUCGCACCGCCGCUCGGGCUUCCCGGUGCCCCGACCUGCUGACCGUUCAUGUGUGGCCACCAGGGCCGCGGAGAGCCUUCGCUGGUACCCAACAAAGCUCAGAGGCUUCCUGGGCCCCAGAAAAAGUUGGGAGUUAGUCCAGUGUGGUGAGGUGGAGCAAGGAGGCUGUGCUGCGCAGGGCGAGUCGUGAGCAGAAGGAGAGGGCAACGAGUUGGGCUUUUUUCUGGCCUGCAGGACUCAAAAAGGGGGAAGAAAUGGUACUUUAGGAGUUACCUGUGUAAUUGGAUAGCUUCUUAUUCCAAACCCUAUCCCCAGGCAUCAGAUUAACCGUGCUGAUAAAGAGGCAACUUCACAGGAGCUGCUAAGAUGGGCAUGAGGAUCAAACUGCAAAGCACCAACCACCCCAACAACCUGCUGAAAGAACUCAACAAGUGCCGGCUCUCGGAGACCAUGUGCGAUGUCACCAUCGUGGUGGGGAGCCGUUCCUUCCCGGCCCACAAAGCUGUGCUGGCCUGCGCGGCUGGCUACUUCCAGAACCUCUUCCUCAACACUGGGCUUGAUGCUGCCAGGACCUACGUGGUGGACUUCAUCACCCCUGCCAACUUCGAGAAGAUCCUGAGCUUUGUCUACACGUCGGAACUCUUCACGGACCUGAUCAACGUCGGGGUCAUCUACGAGGUUGCAGAGCGUCUGGGUAUGGAGGAUCUCCUCCAGGCCUGUCACUCCACCUUUCCUGACCUGGAGAGCACUGCCGUGGCCAAGCCCCUGACCAGCACCAGCGAGAACCACUCUGGUACCCCGAGUUGUAGCUCAGCAGAACACCCCCAUCCCCUUGGAGAACUCCGGGGUGGCGGAGAGCACUUUGGUCCUGAUAGAAACUAUGUGUUACCUAGUGAUGCUGGAGGGAGCUAUAAAGAGGAGGAGAGAAAUGUUACCAGUGACACUAACCACAGCCUGCAGCCCCUGCCACCAAAGUCAGAAGACCACGAUGCCCCUGCUCCGUUCACAUCCGUCCCCAGCGUGGUGGCCCAGCCAGUCCUGGGCACUGUCAGCAUGGGCAUCCAAACCAGCACCAGUUCCUGCCAGCCAUACAAAGUUCAGAGCAAUGGAGACUUUGGUAAGAACAGCUUCUUCACCCCUGACAGUGCAGUAGACAUUACCACUGGGACCAACUCCUGUCUGAGCAACAGCGACCAUUCCAAAGACCCAAGCUUUGGGCAGAUGGAUGAGCUCCAACUGGAGGACCUGGGGGAUGACGACCUGCAGUUUGAAGACCCCACAGAGGAGAUUGGCACAGCUGAGGAGGUGAUUGAGUUGAGUGACGACAGUGAGGAUGAGCUAACUUUUGGAGAGAGUGAAAACCGAGAGAAUAAGGCCAUGCCCUGCCAGGUAUGCAAGAAGGUUCUAGAGCCCAACAUUCAACUGAUCCGACAACAUGCUCGCGACCACGUGGACCUGCUGACUGGCAACUGCAAGGUCUGUGAGACCCAUUUCCAGGACCGGAACUCCCGGGUCACCCAUGUUCUCUCCCACAUCGGGAUUUUCCUCUUCUCCUGCGACAUGUGUGAAACUAAGUUCUUUACCCAGUGGCAACUGACCCUCCACCGACGGGAUGGAGUAUUUGAGAACAACACCAUCGUCCACCCCAACGACCCGUUGCCUGGGAAGCUGGGUCUCUUUGCAGGGGCGGUCUCUGCAGAGCUGAAAUGUGCUGCCUGUGGGAAGGCAUUGGCCAAAGAUUUCCACGUGGUCCGGGGCCAUAUCCUUGACCAUCUGAACCUGAAGGGCCAGGCCUGCAGUGUCUGUGACCAGCGCCACCUCAACCUCUGCAGCCUCAUGUGGCACACACUUGCCCACCUAGGCAUCUCUGUCUUCUCUUGCUCCGUGUGUGCAAACAGCUUUGUGGACUGGCAUCUCCUGGAGAAGCACAUGGCUGUGCACCAAAGCCUGGAAGAUGCCCUCUUCCACUGCCCCUUGUGCAGCCAGAGCUUCAAGUCGGAGGCUGCCUAUCGCUACCACGUCAGCCAGCACAAGUGCAACAGUGGCCUUGACGCACGGCCUGGCUUUGGGCUCCAGAACCCAGCUCUCCAGAAGCGGAAGCUGCCGGCCGAGGAGUUCCUGACUGAGGAACUGGCACUGCAGGGUCAGCCUGGGAACAGCAAGUAUAGCUGCAAGGUGUGCGGCAAAAGAUUUGCUCACACGAGUGAGUUCAACUACCAUCGGCGGAUCCACACGGGCGAGAAGCCAUACCAGUGCAAGGUAUGCCACAAGUUCUUCCGCGGCCGCUCGACCAUCAAGUGCCACCUGAAGACGCACGCGGGGGCGCUCAUGUACCGCUGCACGGUCUGCGGCCACUACAGCUCCACACUCAACCUCAUGAGCAAGCACGUCGGCGUGCACAAAGGCAGCCUCCCCCCCGACUUCACCAUCGAGCAGACCUUCAUGUACAUCAUCCAUUCCAAAGAAGCGGACAAGAACCCGGACAGCUGACUGGGCCCCUGCAGAGCCGGGGGAGCUCCCAGGCGGCAGCCAGGACAUUGGUUUCCUAGUGGCUGUUGGUCCUGCCCCACCUGAAGUUACGGUUUUGCCUUGCUAGGAAUUCUGUUCUGUCCUGUGUUUAAAGAAGACAAAAGAAUAUAUAGCACAUGAACACUGUUUCUGAGAAGCAGCGGCCCUGUCGUGCUUACCUCCUUACCUGUUCUUGUCCGUGGAGGGCUGUGUCUUUGAUUCUUUGGAGGCUGGUUUUGGGAUCUCAUCAGGCAGUUGGUGUCAGCUAGAUUCCCUUCCCCAGCCUCUUGAGUUUUAGUUUACUGAUAGGUUUUAUGCUGCUAAGAAUCCAACCAACAGCCUCACUGAACAGGAGGUGGAGAGAGGUUUUCACUGUGGGUAUUAGUGCCGGACCUCCAACCGGGACAGCCAGCUAGGAGAGAGAUUUUGGGAAUGUGGUCAUUCAGAAAAGACAAGGCAGCUCCCCCUUGGGUGCUGGUCCCAGCCCUCAGCGGGGCACACCAUCAGGGAUGAGGGGCCUGCUUGUUCCAGGGCUCGAAUCUGCUGAUUGGAUGGUAAAAUCUCUUGGCAGCUAGAUCCAAACCGGGGACAAAGCUUUCUGUUUAGGUCUGAAAGCUUUGGGAUGAAUCCUUGCCAGCCGCUAAGAGGUGUCCUGCAGUGCUGCUGAAAGCAGCAGCCUGGGACGGACAGGAAGGGAGAUUUCUCUUUUCCCCUCAAUUCCAAAGAAAUGUGAUCUUAUGGAGUGGUGGCCCAGGAUGUCAGGCUUUCCCUGUGGGCAAAAAAGACAGGGAGCUACUUUGAUGUAGUCUUCACUUGUCUGGCUGCCUCCCUCGACCCUGAGUUUACUGGUGGAGGGAUGGGGAUGUCUCUGAAGCAGCAGCCUUGCCUUAAUUUGCAUCCAGUCUCCCACCGAGAAGUGUUUGGCCUGUAGUGUAGACGGGAAGACCCCGUGAGGUGGAGGGGUGGACUGUGAGCCCUGCAGGAUUAAAGGGACCCGAGUAGCUGGAUGUACUUUCUGUCUGCCCCAGCCAGGGAACCCGCUGUUUACUCUGCUAACUGGGCCAGAGUUUUGGCAGCUUUGGCGGCUUUGACCUGCUGCAUUUAUCCUGGUCUGCCAUUGCAUGGCCACCAGAGGGCGCUCUUGGCCGACAGCUGGUUCAGGCCCUCUCCGGGUGACUGGGGAAUGGAUCUCCCGGUCGGGGUUGCUGGUUGACUGUUCUUAGUUGCCUUUUGAGGGGAUCUUGCCCAAAGAAGGCUUGAAGGAGAGAGCCCUCAGAUCUCGCAUCUCACAAGGUGGCACCUCCGAAGCCCACACUACCUCACCUGCUCAGGCGAGCUCUGGGGGUCCCUGGCCUCGGCCCUGCCCCUGGCCCUCGUGGGACUCAGCAGCACCCCGGGCUGUUUUACAAGCAAGUAGUUUUAAUUAACUCACAAAGCCUUUUUGAACAUUAAUAUUUAUUUAUUUUGUUUUUGUAUACAUAUUACCCAGCAUCUCUGUUGGCUAAGAGACUUCAGGAAAAUGAGCUUCUCCCCAGCAAGUAGCCAUAUUCCAGGGGACAGUCCUGGCCAGAUAUUUGGGGAACAGGGGCUUGAACUCGGGGAGAACAGGUCAAGCCUUUAAACAAGCAAAUGCUUUUCUCUCCAGAUAAGUCUCUUGCAGAAUAAACCCAGGGAGCCCUUUAGGAAAUGGAUGUAAAUUCUAGAAAGUUGAGUCUUGUUGACUCCCUGGACCUUUUAUCCCCUUUCCAUCCUGUGGUUGAGUCAGUUGGGGACUGGAUUGAGGGGAUAAGAUCACAUGAAGGCCCUGUUUGCAUAUUUUCUCAUUCUUCCUGAAGUUGGGAAGUUAUAGUAACACAUGAAAGUGAACCAAAGCCCUGUCCCUUUUGGACUUGCCCCCGGAUCUCCCCCCAACCCUAAUUGAUAUAGCCUCGGAGUUUUGUGUGCAUAGCUCUCCAGUGAGGUGACCAUUACUUGAAGGGACUUGCCCAGUGGCCAGCUUUCACUGUCAGAAUCCAAUGAGUUAAAUGUUCCCUUGGGACAUUCUCGUUAGAAAGCAGUGCUGAGACUUUUCAUCCCUGACUGACUGCUUCCUUUCUUCCUGUCAGUCCUUUAAGAAGGGAAGUGUGUAAAAGACCACAGUCAACGAUCUUCUCAGCUUUUCAAGCCUGAGUGGUUUCUCCCAGAUUGUGGGUGAGGACCGAGUUUUGAAUGGCCAGGUUUGAGAGUGGGCCCACUGCCUGGAAGCCAGCUGGGUAGCUGGGAAUGGAUCAGCGUGCUGGAGAAACCCUUUUCCUUAACAGAGGGUUAUCACUGAUGCUGGGUAGUCUGUGUACUUAACCUGAAACUGUGAAGUUUUCCCUUUUUGCCAGUAAACCAAAAGCAAAUCCUUGAAACUUUACCCCUAGAACACUAAAUGAAAGACUGCGCCCCCUGAUCCUCCUGAGGCCAAGUGGUUGACCAGGGUGACAUGGUUGGCUGCGGUCAGACAUGUAGCAGGGUCAGUAGCUCAUGAGGCUCAUUGACCAAACACUGUCCCCCGCGCGUCCCCCUUAUUCACGUCUCAGCCCUUUCUCUGUUCGGAGUCACGUUUGCUUCCUCUGCCACCAGCCACUCUUUUCCGCACUGUUUUACUUGAAACACUAUAUUGUGGCAGAGGGCACUCUAGGAUACCUGGUGGAAGGUAUUAAUUUUAUUCUGAAUUUAAAAUAUUUUCAACUGUCCAUGGGGUUGUGUUGCCCUCUGCCCUGGAGCCCAGUUUAGCACUGUCUUCUGCUGUAUUGUUCCAAGGUUCGUUCUGUUUGAUCCUUGAAUGUCUUUUCUUUUUCAUCCCCCACCUCUUUUUCUUGUUCAGUACUCAGGACUGGUUACAUAAUUUAUAGAGCCCUUUGCUUAAAAACUAUUAAGAAUUUUGUGGCAACUGUAGCAUUAAAGCAAACACAAGGCCAUUCUCACCCUUUUUCCUAAGGGAAAGGGUGAUACUCUGACGUUCUUGUGUUAGUAGCUCAGUCGUUCUGACUCUUUGCGACCCCAUGGACUGUAGCCCACCAGGCUCCUCUGUCCAUGAAAUUCUCCAGGCAAGGAUACUGGUUUGGGUGGCCAUUCCCAUCUCAAGGGGAUCUUCCCAACCCAGGGAUCCAACCCAGGUCUCCUGCAUUGCAGGCAGAUUCUUUACCAUCUGAGCCGCCAGGGAAGCCCCCGUUAUCCUAAUGGCCCACUGUAAACAGCUGCCGCAGCCAGAGAAAGGGGUCAGCGUCAGGGCGCUCCUCUGCCCGGCCGUGACUCACUGAUGCUGCGGGACCCGUCAGGAAGCUCUGCCGUGCCUGGUGUUUGGUCCUCAAGUUUCAGACUCCAUGGAGUCUCUGGUUCAUGGCUAGUUGGGAAGAAAGGAGGUGGGAUGGGGGUCAGGGAAUAGGUAAAAAUUCUUUUUGACAUUCUUCUGCCCUAUGGGCACCCUUGUGUCUCUAGGAAACCUCUGAGUUUAACGACCUUCUCCCAGGCAGGUUUUGCUGCUGGUGAAUAUUCCUCUUCUGACCACCCGCUGUGCCCUAUCACCGCCCCCCACCCCGGCCCCCAGACUAUCCCACUUUGGAAGUGGAUUCACACUUCUUUACAUACGGACAUGAUUUUGUUGGCAUGGGAGUGGGCUGUGUGCAGAAAUCUGCCCAUCUGGGAAUCCUCGUGUGUCCUUUUCCCUAAAUCCUGCACUGACCAAAUCAGGAAGCAGGGCACACAGCAUUUGUUUCAAUGUGCUUACUCAUGGUAAACUUAAUAUCCCAAUGAAAAUGCAACUUCUACUUUGGAUGUUUCUUUAACACCUUUCCCCUGUCCAAUCCACCCUCCCCUCCCACCUCUACUAGCUACAUCUCUUAUGAAACUGAGAAGAGUUGUUGACAUUUAACUCCUUCCAUUAAAUUAAUAAGUACUGACCUCCUAAUAUUUAAGUGUUUACUAUCUAUUGCUGUAAAGUUUUGUAUAUUUUGUAAACUUCUUUUCUCAAAUAGUAGAUGUCUAAAAUCGUUGUACAUCUGAUUCUUUUAUAUUCCAUUGUUCAGCACAAAGUGUGGUUUUUAUUUAGAAUAAAAAAAAAAGGAAAUUUGAAA
Molecule: messenger RNA, 6672 nt
Organism: Odocoileus virginianus texanus
Lineage: Eukaryota; Metazoa; Chordata; Mammalia; Artiodactyla; Cervidae
Source: RefSeq, a predicted model, not a curated record